AUGUCUCCUGGUUUAUCUUACCCCAGUCUGAAAUGCGUUUUGGAGCAUGUGGAAGCUAACAAAAGAAUCUGCUUGGCCAGUCGCUCCCCUACCGUUCAACGAUUCGAAAAGACAAUUCCACUUCGUAUCAAUUUUCUUGAAUUACGCACAAUUGGGAUCCAAAUUAAUGAUGUCAUUUAUGUCACGGGUAUAAUUUGCUUUGAAGAUUUCAAAGGAAUUGGUUUUAUAAACGAGAAAACGCGCUAUAAAUACCUGGGCGUGGCUCCAAUAGAGCUCGAUUCCGAUGAAAGGUACAGUAAGAUGUCAUUUCGUUUGUUUGAAGAGAGAGCCUUAAUCCAAGUGAGACUAUUGCGACCGAAUAUGUACUGGUGUAACAAGAAUGUGCCAGAAAACUUCAAGAUCUACACAAAAAAUGUGGUUACUGUAUCUGACAUCAAGGAAGAAGAUAUCUCGUUAAUCGACCCCGGUUGUUUCCCAUUGGACAAAUUGAAAAUGUUAGCAAUUCGAAACUCCGAAACUUACCAACUUCCGGCUGUCAAAACUGCAAAAAAAUUGGUUCUGAAGAGAAUCAAAGAAGAGCAAUUUUUGAGAUCUCAUUCAAUUCUUGAAAAUCUUGUGGCUGUGUUCCCCAGACUAGAAUCAGACGAUAGUGUUUUGAACGUGGUUGAAAGUUGGGUUAAAAAUCAUCAAACAUCUGGAAUACGGUUCUUCGAAACUGCAGGUGAAAAGGAUAACGAAAAAUUAUUGGAUAAAGUUAUGCAAAAGUUUGGAGGAAAGCAUGUGGAGUUGGAGGUACCAGACGAAAAGUAA
Molecule: messenger RNA, 810 nt
Organism: Caenorhabditis remanei
Lineage: Eukaryota; Metazoa; Nematoda; Chromadorea; Rhabditida; Rhabditidae
Exons: 2
Coding region: 1-810 (269 amino acids)
Source: RefSeq, a predicted model, not a curated record